Messenger RNA from Jaculus jaculus (lesser Egyptian jerboa), 1983 nucleotides. RefSeq names its product exocyst complex component 3 (gene Exoc3). Gene Ontology annotation, cellular component: exocyst. The coding region runs from base 113 to 1747 and encodes 544 amino acids. Gene Ontology annotation, biological process: exocyst localization; exocytosis. Gene Ontology annotation, molecular function: SNARE binding. NCBI's taxonomy places the organism in Eukaryota, Metazoa, Chordata, Mammalia, Rodentia, Dipodidae. The transcript has 8 exons. The record is from RefSeq and is a predicted model, not a curated record.
AGUGCCCGGCGCCGUCCACUUCCGGCCGGGCUCCCGGUGGCGCAGGCGGCGAGCGGCGCUCGGGAGGUGCCUGUGUGAUGUCGCAUGCGGAGCGCCUCCUCAUUCAGCGACCAUGAAGGAGACCGACCGUGAGGCUCUUGCAACAGCCGUCCAAAGAGUUGCAGGAAUGCUUCAGCGUCCAGACCAGCUGGACAAGGUGGAGCAAUAUCGGAGGAGGGAGGCCCGGAAGAAGGCUUCUGUGGAGGCCAGGCUGAAGGCUGCGAUCCAGUCCCAGCUGGACGGGGUGCGCACAGGCCUGAGCCAGCUGCACAACGCGCUGAACGACGUCAAGGACAUCCAGCAGUCACUGGCCGACGUCAGCAAGGACUGGAAGCAGAGCAUCAACACCAUCGAGAGUCUGCGGGACGUGAAGGACGCCGUCGUGCAGCACAGCCAGCUGGCCGCGGCGGUGGAGAAUCUCAAGAACAUCUUCUCUGUGCCCGAGAUCGUGAGGGAGACCCAAGACCUGAUCGAGCAGGGAGCCCUCCUGCAGGCUCACCGCAAGCUGAUGGACCUGGAGUGCUCCCGGGACGGGCUGAUGUGUGAACAGUACCGUAUUGACAGCGGAAACACGCGCGACAUGACCCUCAUCCACGGCUACUUUGGCAGUACCCAGGGCCUGUCUGACGAGCUGGCCAAGCAGCUGUGGAUGGUCCUACAGAGGUCGCUGGUCACGGUCCGCCGGGACCCCACCCUCCUGGUCUCUGUGGUCAGGAUCAUCGAACGGGAAGAAAAGAUCGACAGGCGGAUCCUCGACCGGAAGAAGCAAACCGGGUUCGUCCCCCCAGGGAGGCCCAAGAACUGGAAGGAGAAGAUGUUUGCCAUCUUGGACAGGACGGUGACCACCAGGAUCGAGGGCACGCAGGCCGACACCCGGGAGUCGGACAAGAUGUGGCUCGUGCGGCACCUGGAGAUCAUCCGGAAGUACGUCCUGGACGACCUCACGGUGGCCAAGAACCUGAUGGUGCAGUGCUUCCCCCGCCACUACGAGAUCUUCCAGAACCUCCUGCACAUGUACCAGCAGGCGCUGCGCACGCGGAUGCAGGACCUGGCCUCCGAAGACCUGGAGGCCAACGAGAUCGUGAGCCUGCUGACGUGGGUCCUCAACACCUACACCAGGCAUGCGACGGCACCAUCCUCCAAGUCAGAGCCCAUGAGCCUAGAGCAACCUGUGAAGUGUCACCACGGUUUGCUCUUCCUCACCUUCCAAAUGACAGGUGGCUAUAAGCCACGCAGAGUUCGCAUGACGGCCGAGGCGCACCGGCGCGUGGCCGUGGAGUACCUGCGCGCCGUCAUGCAGAAGCGCAUCUGCUUCCGCAGCGCCGAGGAGCGCAAGGAGGGCGCCGAGAAGAUGGUGCGCGAGGCCGAGCAGCUCCGCUUCCUCUUCCGCAAGCUGGCGUCGGGAGUCGGUGAAGACACAGAAGGUCACUGCGACACCAUCAUCGCCGUGGCCGAAGUCAUCAAGCUCACGGACCCUUCUCUGCUCUACCUAGAAGUCUCGACUCUGGUCAGCAGAUACCCAGACAUCAGAGAUGACCACAUCGGUGCCCUGCUGGCGGUGCGAGGAGACGCCAGCCGGGACAUGAAGCAGACCAUCAUGGAGACGCUGGAGCAGGGGCCCACCCAAGCCAGCCCCAACUAUGUGCCCAUCUUCAAGGAGAUCGCUGUGCCCAGUUUGAACGUGAACAUGGCCAAGCUCCUCAAGUGACCCCGCCCUGGGUUUGUGUACACAUGCGUGCGCACGUGAGUGAGACCUGGCGUUCCCGUCCUCAGAGGCAUAUGUACUAAACCAAAACUCUUUCUCGGGGCUGGAGCCACAGCUCAGCAGUUAGGGCGCUUGCCUGCAAAGCCUAUGGCCCCAGGUUCGAUUCCCCAGGACCCACGAAACCCAGAUGCACAAGGUGGCACAUGUGGCUGGAGUUCACUUAGUGGGUAGAGGCCCUG